Protopolystoma xenopodis is the source of this 345-nucleotide messenger RNA. NCBI's taxonomy places the organism in Eukaryota, Metazoa, Platyhelminthes, Monogenea, Polystomatidea, Polystomatidae. The record is from the annotation of a GenBank genome assembly.
UUGCAUCCAUCUACCUUAGAGAGAAGUGAUAUAAAGCGGUACCCACCACUCGAUCAGGCUAUCGACGCUGUAGAGAAGAUUCGUUACGUUCUCAACCAAUUAGCCCUCAUUCAGAACCAAGUUGUUGAACCCAAUGUUCAGCAGGUAGCCGAACGUCUGGUAAACUCACUACGCUGGAUAUCACGCGUUUCUGCAAGUGACUCUAUCUAUGGGCCUCGGUUUCCUGCCCGAAUCUCAGAACCACCGUUCACUGCGAGGACGAUAGAAUUGCUGCGGACCAGAGUAAAUGCCUCGCACUUAGAAUUCCUUAAACGACUAGGCAAAAACUGGAUAGAAAGUGGGUAA